AUGACCCAACGCUACUACUCGGACGAAAUCGGGCUACCUCCCUCCGACCGGUCGCUCUGGAGACUCAGAGUGUCCGAACUUGGUGCUUCAAAAUGGGAGUUUUUGACUGAGGAACAGGCCAGGAAUGAUCCGCAGAAGAAUAGCACCAAAUACCACUUGAAGAUGGACACGUUCGAGCCGCCAGCCGCAGAAGAGAGCAUUGUGUUUCCAAUUGAUGCUGCCAAAAAAGGAGCCGAGUUUUUCAGCCUUCUUCAGGAGGAAUCGGGCGUGGUGCUUCAUCAGUACAUCGGCCCGAUGUUUAUGACCACGGGCUGGGUGUUUUCCUCGUAUUUCACAAACUCGCCCAUAAAUCCCGUUGUUAAACAUGAAUUCAUCCGCUACAUCGUCAACAAUGCGCAUCCAGUGGACGGUGGUUGGGGUUUACAUACUGUAGAUAAGUCGACCUGUUUUGGAACCACAAUCAACUAUGUCCUCUUGAGACUUUUGGGACUCGAGAAAGAUCACCCAGUGUGUGUCAAGGCACGAGCAACGCUUCACAAACUAGGCGGUGCCAUUGGCCUUCCACACUGGGGUAAGGCAUGGCUCGCGCUCUUGAACUUGUUUGGAUGGGAAGGUGUGAAUCCGGCCCCGCCUGAAUUGUGGAUGCUUCCAUACUCCAUGUUCAUCCAUCCGGGCCGUUGGUGGGUACACACUCGUUGUAUUUAUUUGCCCUUGGCGUAUUUGAGUGCAAACAGAAGCACCUGUAAAUUGGACCCUCUUUUGGAGGAAAUCCGGUCGGAGAUCUACCUUCCGCGCCAGUUGCCAUACGAGUCCAUUGAUUUCUCCAAGCACAGAAACACCGUGUGUGGUGUAGACCUCUACUACCCCCACUCAAGAACUUUGGACACAUUGAACUGGGUCGUCUGCAAGUACGAGAAGUACUUGAGACCAGAUUGGCUCCUCAAAAAGUCUAGCAAGGCCGUGUACGAACUUAUCAAGAAGGAGUGCGCAAACUCCGAUUAUUUGUGUAUUGCGCCAGUCAGCUUCGCCUUCAACAUGAUCGUGACGUACUUAGAAGAGGGCCCAGACUCCUACGCAUUUUCACGGUUCAUGGAAAGAAGAGAAGACGUGAUUUUCCACGGACCUCUGGGAAUGGCCGUCAUGGGUACCAAUGGUGGUCAGGUGUGGGACACUGCCUUCAUGUGUCAGUACUUGAUUAUGGCAGGACUAGAGACUGAUCCCAAGUUCCACGACAUGAUCAUGAGAGGAUACCACUUUUUGCGUCGCUCCCAGUUCACAGAUGAAUGCGUGGAUGGAUCUUUCAGAGACAAGAGAAAGGGCGCAUGGCCGUUUAGUACAAAAACCCAGGGUUACACCGUGAGCGACUGCACAGCAGAAGCAAUGAAGGCUAUUCUUAUGAUUGAAAACAAUGAUAGCUUGGGUAAAUAUAUUCCUAUGGAAGACAGGAUCGCACGCAAAGAUCUCGAAGAUGCAGUGGAGCGUAUUCUCUUCAUUCAAAACACUGGUUCGUUUGAAUUCGGUUCAUUUUCUUCAUACGAACAAAUUAGAGCCACUCCCGCAUUGGAGUGCCUUAGUCCAGCAGAGGUGUUCAACAACAUUAUGGUUGAAUACCCUUACGUUGAAUGUACCGACUCAUCAGUGUUCGGGUUGGUUAGCUUUUCUACAUACCAUCCAGACUACAAACCAGAAAUCAUUCUGAAAUCGAUAGACACUGCAAUUGCAUAUAUUGAGGAUGCCCAGGACAAGUUCGAUGGCUCGUGGUACGGCUCGUGGGGAAUUUGUUACACCUACGCGGCCAUGUUUGCCGUUGAGGCUUUGGAAACUGUUGGAAAAGUCUACAGCACAUCUGAGCACGUGAAAAAGGGCCUUGAUUUUCUUAUCUCAAAACAAGAAGAAGAUGGUGGCUGGAGUGAGUCGAUGAAAUCCUGCGAGACACAUACUUACAUUCCCACCGGACAGACGCAAGUUGUUCAAACUGCAUGGGCUACAAUUGCUUUGAUUCUUGGUGAGUAUCCAGACCGCCGCCCAAUUGAUAAAGCCAUUCAAUUGAUAAUGGAGCGCCAAUCAUUGCAUGGUGAAUGGAACUUCGAAUACAUUGAGGGUGUGUUCAACCAUAGUUGUGCAAUCGAGUAUCCAACAUACCGAUUCUUGUUCCCAAUUAAAGCAUUGGGGCUCUAUGCGCGCAGAUUUGGAGGCAAUGCCGUUCCUGGUGGAAAGAUCUUUCUGGAGUAG
This is a messenger RNA of Australozyma saopauloensis, 2232 nucleotides long. It is a transcript of the gene ERG7, whose product is annotated as lanosterol synthase. Gene Ontology annotation, molecular function: lanosterol synthase activity. The coding region runs from base 1 to 2232 and encodes 743 amino acids. Gene Ontology annotation, biological process: ergosterol biosynthetic process; triterpenoid biosynthetic process. Lineage: Eukaryota; Fungi; Ascomycota; Pichiomycetes; Serinales; Metschnikowiaceae. The transcript has a single exon. Gene Ontology annotation, cellular component: lipid droplet. The record is from RefSeq and is a predicted model, not a curated record.